AUGCAGCAGAUUUUGGCUGCUCUCCAACAGCCAGUUCCAGCGCCUGAACCCUCGUUCAYMRAUGAUGACCGUGCCCAGCUGGAUGAARCGCRCGAGGCAACGGUUAUACRACUAGAAGAAAUGAUGGCGCUCCAAAUCCGGACAGUCGACCACUUUUUUGGCUAUUGCUUCAAAGCUAUUGCCAAAGAGGGGGAGACAAGGUCUGAAGCUGUUCCCUCCAAUGCUGCUGCUGCCGCCCCUGAAACUGCUAUUCUUGCGACCGACGCUGAAGCGGAAGCUGAAGUUAAUGUCGCUGAUGACCUUCCAACUUUUAGUGAAUCUCCUGUAGUUGAGGAUGUUGAUGUCGUCCAAGUUGACACUGAAGCUCGCGAUGAUGAUGUUCAAGUCACCCCUACAGCUAAUACUGGUGAUCUAGAUGAUGAUGAAGAUGACAGUGAAUCUCCCGACCUUCCUGACACUAGCAACGAUCUGGAUGAUGAUCAUGAUGACGAUGAUGAUGAAGACGAUGAUGACGAGGACUUCACGUUUUAG
Messenger RNA from Cynara cardunculus var. scolymus (artichoke), 531 nucleotides. RefSeq names its product trigger factor-like. The record is from RefSeq and is a predicted model, not a curated record. The transcript has a single exon. The coding region runs from base 1 to 531 and encodes 176 amino acids. Lineage: Eukaryota; Viridiplantae; Streptophyta; Magnoliopsida; Asterales; Asteraceae.